UGAUUGGACGAAACACUUUAUCCAGCACGAAUUCUCGCGCUUGCGCCUACAGCACAAUGAGUCACCAUCCGCCAGUUUCUUGUAUUCCCAACACUGGCAAAAUGUCUAAAGCUAAAAAAGUGAUUGAAGAAGCGAAAGAAAUAAAUAAUCCUGAGAUAGACUUAGUAGAUAAAGGAAUUUCCAGUCUCGAUGAAAUACCAGGACUAUUCACAUUAGCCAACAUAACAAGGCUUUCGUUAAGUCACAACAAAAUACAAGUAGUACCCGCUGCUCUUGCCAAUCUUAUGAACUUGGAAAUAUUGAACUUUGCCAACAAUCAUAUCGAGGAACUACCUGUCAGUUUGUCUUCAUUACCAAAACUUCGUAUUUUAAAUGUAUCACUCAACCGAUUGUACGGAUUGCCGAGAGGUUUCGGUGCUUUCCCAGUACUUGAAAUACUGGACUUGACUUAUAAUAACUUAAAUGAAAAAGUUCUACCUGGAAAUUUCUUCAUGAUCGAAAGUCUGAGAGCUCUUUAUUUGGGUGACAAUGACUUUGAAUAUUUGCCACCUGAAAUUGGUAAUUUGAAGAAUCUGCAAAUACUGUCGAUGCGAGAGAACGACUUGAUUGAGGUGCCGCGUGAGCUGGGCCAGUUGUCACGACUCCGUGAGUUGCACCUGCAAGGCAACCGCUUGGUGGUGCUUCCUCCAGAGAUUGGUUCCCUAGAUCUUGUAGGCAACAAGUCUGUACUAAGAUUGGAGGGUAACUUCUGGGUGCCUCCGAUUGAGGACCAGCUGAAGCUCGGACCUUCACAUGUUGUUGACUAUCUGCGAUCUGAGACAUAUAGAGUUUUGUACAGUCGGCAUAUGUCUGCAAAGCCUCCGCCACCACCGCAGACACUUGAUAAAAGUAAAAAGGCAAGUCGUGCACGUUCCUAGUGCACUACAAAUAGAAGUGCUAUACUAAAAAU
Molecule: messenger RNA, 949 nt
Organism: Papilio machaon (common yellow swallowtail)
Lineage: Eukaryota; Metazoa; Arthropoda; Insecta; Lepidoptera; Papilionidae
Gene: ics
Product: ras suppressor protein 1
Exons: 6
Coding region: 57-917 (286 amino acids)
Molecular function (GO): protein binding
Source: RefSeq, a predicted model, not a curated record